Molecule: messenger RNA, 680 nt
Organism: Hibiscus syriacus
Lineage: Eukaryota; Viridiplantae; Streptophyta; Magnoliopsida; Malvales; Malvaceae
Product: 60S ribosomal protein L17-2-like
Exons: 7
Coding region: 116-652 (178 amino acids)
Biological process (GO): cytoplasmic translation
Cellular component (GO): ribosome; cytosolic large ribosomal subunit
Molecular function (GO): structural constituent of ribosome
Source: RefSeq, a predicted model, not a curated record
UAUAAAAACUCUUAAAAAACCCUAGAAUCAUACCAUAUAUAUGUUGUUCUAUCUUCUCCGUUACUUAUUAUUCUUUUAGGCGGCAGAAGUAGCUCAGGCAGCCAGUUUAGCAGCCAUGGUGAAGUAUUCGAAGGAGCCAGAUAAUCCCACCAAGUCCUGCAAGGCAAGGGGCUCUGAUCUCAGGGUUCAUUUUAAGAACACAAGGGAGACUGCGUUUGCUAUCAGGAAGUUGCCUUUAGGUAAGGCUAAGAGGUAUUUGGAGGAUGUUAUGGCACACAAACAGGCCAUACCUUUCCGACGCUUUUGUGGUGGUGUUGGACGUACAGCUCAGGCAAAGAACAGGCAUUCUAAUGGUCAAGGUCGCUGGCCUGUAAAAUCUGCCAAGUUCAUUCUAGAUUUGCUGAAGAAUGCUGAGAGUAAUGCUGAGGUUAAGGGUUUGGAUGUCGAUGCACUCUAUAUUUCUCACAUCCAGGUUAACCAGGCUCAGAAACAAAGACGUCGUACUUACCGUGCCCAUGGAAGAAUCAAUCCUUACAUGUCUUCUCCUUGCCACAUUGAGUUAAUUUUGUCCGAGAAAGAAGAGCCUGUCAAGAAAGAGCCCGAGACUCAAUUGGCAGCUAGCAAGUCGAAGAAGUCCCAAGUCUCUGCAUAGGAGGUGCUUCCUUUCCAGCAAAGCAUUG